Molecule: messenger RNA, 819 nt
Organism: Micromonas pusilla CCMP1545
Lineage: Eukaryota; Viridiplantae; Chlorophyta; Mamiellophyceae; Mamiellales; Mamiellaceae
Exons: 3
Coding region: 1-819 (272 amino acids)
Source: RefSeq, a predicted model, not a curated record
AUGGUCACGAAGAACGAGACGGAGGCGACCGCGGGGGCGCACCACGACCGCAUGACCGCGUUCAAGUCGAAGCUGUUGAGCUCGCACCCGGAGAAGGCAGUCUUCGGCGCGAUCGACGUCGGCACGGAGUGCUACUGGUGGGAUUACGGCUUGCUGUCGUUGUACCAAAAAAAUAACAUGCUCGCGUUGGACGACACGGAGGAAGCGGCGUCGCUUCGCGCCUACCUGCGCAUCCCCGAGGACCGCGCGCAGUCCAGCGAGCUCGGGAACGACGUUCAAGUCACGAACGGCAGCGUCGUCCUCGCGAGCGUCGUGAAGGAGGGCGAGAUCGACCACACGAUCGCCUCGAGGGUCGUCACCGGAAAGUGCGACGCGCACGGUGCGUCCCGUACACUGGUCCCCGUACGACCGCGUUCGCGUGGUGAACGCAGAUCCUUAAGGACUUUUCCCGGCGUGUCUCUCCGCCCACCCCCCGCUUUCAAUCCCCGCCCUCGACGCCUUUCAACUCCGCUUCUGACGCCUUUGAACUCCACCCCGACGUUCGCUCGCAUGGAACGACCCUCAGGCUGCCUUCUCAUCAACGUAACCGCCCGCUCGAUCAAAGCGCGGAACUGCGUCAUCUACAACGUCGUCGACGACAGCGAGGACGGGCUCGUCUUGCCGGACGGCGCCGUCCUCACGAACGUUUUCACGGACGGAGGGAAGGUGUUCAAGUCGUUCGAGGGCGUGUACAAGAUGAAUCAGAGCACGGACGUCAAGGAGGCGUACAAGCUCGGCGCGGAGGCGCACGCGGACUUGGCGAAAGAGCUCAAGUUUUAA